Messenger RNA from Camellia sinensis, 1440 nucleotides. NCBI's taxonomy places the organism in Eukaryota, Viridiplantae, Streptophyta, Magnoliopsida, Ericales, Theaceae. The record is from RefSeq and is a predicted model, not a curated record.
GGAAGUUGUAGAGGAAGAGCAAGGAGGAGAGGAUGGCACAAGCUGAAUUCGAAAGGAAGGAGGAAUUGAAGCAUUUGAAGAAUUUGAAGAAGAAAGAAAUGAGGGAGAAACUUAGGAAGAUAAGGGAUACUGCGGGGAUUGAUGAAAAUUGGGUUUGCCCAUUGGAUGAAGAUGAUCUGGAAGAGGAAUUUGAUCCCAAGGAGCAUGAUAGAAAGAUGAAAGAAGCAUUUAAUGAUGAUUACUAUGAUGCGGAUGAUGCAGACCCUGAGUUUGGGAGUGAUAGGGAUGAAGAUGGUGAUGAGUUUGAAAAACCAGAUUUUGAUAAAGAAGAUGAGUUGCUUGGACUUCCAAAAGGUUGGGAUGAUACAUCUAUUUCUGGUGAUGGGUUCUUAGCUGCAAGGGAACGAAACUUGAAGCGCAGGGCAGAAAAUGAAGGUCUCCAUGAACAGAUAGAAGAAGAAGUGCCUGAAGAGGAUAAGAGGAAGAAGAAGCCAAAAAUGUCUAAGCUGGAGAAGGAAAUCCUUGAUAAAGAAUUGGAGGAGUACUAUAAAUUGGACUACGAGGAUACAGUAGGGGACUUGAAGACAAGGUUUAAGUACAGAGAUGUUGGUGCUAAACGAUAUGGACUAACUACUGAGGAGAUUUUAAUGCUGGAUGAGAAGGAGUUGAAUCAAUAUGUUUCGUUGAAGAAACUUGCUCCUUAUAGGGAGAAGGAAUGGAAGGUGCCCAGAAAUCAGGUGUUGAACCAAAAACAGAGGAAUAAGCUGCUUCUUCAAGGCAAUAUAUUGAAUGACAAGAAAAUUGGUAAAAACUUGAAAAUUGAUGAUAAGAAAUCAACUACAGUGGCAGUUUACAAGGAACAGGAGAAAGCAAAAGUGAAGGAAUCAAAUGGUGAUAUGAGCAAUCUAUCUAGACGAAGCAAGAGAAGGCAUCGUCAAGCUGAACUUAAACUAUCAACAUCGAGGCUUAUGGCAUAUGGAAAAAUCCCCUCCAAAUCUAAGAGUAAAAAGAAGCACUGAACAUUACCCAUGGUUGAGGCAGAGGUCCUAUAGAAGGUGUUCGAUGUAAGUGCUGCUAAUUACAAGUCAGACGGCAUGAGUAACUUCUAAUAGAGAUAAUUGGUGGAUCGGUGAGCGGCGUAAGUAUACCUUUAACUAAUUUUAGGAGUUGUCUCAGGAGAGAAUGAAGUUGAGUUGGAAUAUAUCGGAAAAAUUAUGGUCGGUGGUCUUGUUUCAUCGUUUCCUUUAUCUUCGGUUGUCAAGUGUUAGAUUUGUUGUAAUUCGUCGUGUCCUCUUGUUAGGCCACUACACUUUUUGAUAGUUAUUUAGCUUUUAUGGUUAUGAUGUUUUUGAGAUGGAUGCAACACUUUUCUAGCUUUGUAAUGUUUUACAAACAUCUCAAAUGAAUUCAGGAUACAUUUGAAGAAAUUCUGGUUGGACA